Messenger RNA from Epinephelus lanceolatus (giant grouper), 2556 nucleotides. The record is from RefSeq and is a predicted model, not a curated record. Lineage: Eukaryota; Metazoa; Chordata; Actinopteri; Perciformes; Serranidae.
CGAAUCCAAUAACGAUUCAGUACGGAACAUGUCCACUGCACUGCUCCUGCCUUAAUGUUGUGACUGCAUUGAGAUGUUUUGGGUUAGUUAAGUCUCGAAAACCAUAAACUGGUCGGCGACGGUUUACACUAGACUGGGGUUUCGUGUUUUGAAUCACGGAAGAUGAUGUUUGUGUGGUUGUUGCUGGGUGCCUUUGUUUGUAUGGGCCAAUCACAGGUCAUUUAUCAGCAAUAUGGGAGCAUUUACAACCUUUGGAUGCUCAGAAGGACUCACUUCAUCGAGUUCAACCCGAAAAACAGCUCAGAUGUGAGGACCUUGUGGAAAUCAGGAGACCCUGAAAUCAGCGAGGACAAGAAGUAUGUAAGGACGUACAUCUCCUAUAUGAUGAAGAAUUUAACUCAGAGAGACAGUGGUCGCUACAUCCUGAGAGACAAAGAUAUGAGAGAAUUGACCACUCAUACCCUUGAGGUAGAAGCCAUCACAAAAGACUUUAAACGGCAACCUGGUGAACGCCUCAGCUUUACUAUUGCUCUGGAACCGAGCUCCUGCAACAUUUACUUCUUCCCAGAAAGCAACGGUCAGCCAUUAACUAUUGACAUUGUUCGUCAAGGCAAACUGCAGGGGGGACUGGAUCAGUAUAAAUGCGUAGGGUUUGAGCUGUACAGGUCAUGUGGAAUUUUAAAUAAGGCCCUCCAAAUGGCAUGCAGAGGACGCUUUGAGGUCAGAGAUCAGAAUGGCGACACGGCCUUAGAGGUGUCACUGGAAAUGAAUCCAUCUACAGAGACCCAUGAACGGAAAUCUGGUGAAUUCCUCAGCGUCAGUUUUGAUCUGAAACAGGGCUCCUGCAAUGUUUUCUUCUUCCCAGAAAGGACAGGUGAAAAGAGAGAAGUGAUGGUUGAGAUUGUACGUCACGGCUGGAUGCAGCCUGUUUCGGAUGAAUAUGGUUGCCGAGGGUUUGACCUAUUAAAGCCAUGUGGGAUUGUAAAUGAGGCCCUCCAGUCAUCAUGCAGCGGACGCUUUGAGAUCAGAGAUCAUAAUGGCGACACGGCCUUCGAGAUGUCACUGGCAGUGGAGUCCAAACCUUAUGUGCCAUCUGACUGGGCUUUUGGCGCUGGUGUAGCCCUCACCUUACUUUUCUUCUGCUGUGUGAGGUACUGCUGCUGUGGGGGGAGCCCUGCCAAAGAGGACGAUCCUGAGACUGAUGCUGCUGAACCUGCUAAGCGUUACCAAGAGAAUGACAGUGAGCCUUCUAGAUGGAGGCCACACUACCUCAGUCAGCCCUCUGAGACACCAAAACUAGUCUUCUCACAGCGUAGUCUGACUCGCCCACUGAUAAACCAGCCUCCUACAGUGAAUGUGCCGCCAGCUUCUCCUCAGAUAAACCAGCCUUCUACAGUGAAUGUGCCGCCAGCUUCUCCUCAGGUUUCAGCUGCGGACCCUCCGACUGUCCCUGUCAACUAUGACCCUGCUCUACGUUUCGAACUGAAGAUGAAAAUUCCCCCUGCUCUCACUUCAGAAUCACCUUACUCUGGUGUGUAUAUCUCAGACAAAUUCAACUUCCGCUAAAAGCCUUGGUAUUGAAGGAUGCAUCAAAAGUAUUGAAUGCAUUCAUUAGUGUGACUUCAAACAUUUUGGGAAAUAUACUUACAUAUCCAUGACUGCUGCUGGUUGCCUGGCAACAGGUUCGAGGCAAGAAGCAGUCAAGCCCAAAACCCCUCUGCAAAAGAUCGUUUUUACUCUUCUUUUAAAGGGAUAGUUCGACAUUUUGGCAAAUUCACCUAUUGCCGUAAUCCCUAUAGUCAUAUGGGUAGGUACAUUACCUUUAAUUGUCAGUGCCUGCAGUUCUGAGAUCGGUGGAGCAGAGCUGCCUGCUAAAAUGGAGGUGAAAGGUACAGCCCCUUCUCUUCCUGAAAACUAAUCAAAUACACCAUCAAAUGACUCCAAAACGCUCUAGUGGUAAACACAUGACUUGCGCAUUCCCCACACUAUGAAAUAAUAAUGUAUAAUUAAAUAACAUUACGACACAUGAAGCAAAUACUCGGAACUACUUUCUUGAGUAAACCACUGGGCGGAGUGACACAGUGCGUACCUGACACAGUGCCAUAGUUAUUGCUUGUAGCCAUUUGCGGUAUUGUCAGCUGGACGCACCAGAAAGUUUGAGGAAAGUUUAGAAGUGUUUUUGUAAAUCAUGGUUUACAUAUGCAUUGUAAAAGGUUGCGGUAACAAGCCGAAGACAUGGAGCAGAGUGAAGUUUCACGUAGUAGCUACCAACCAAAAAUACGGACAGGAUGAAACAGUGGCUAUUUGUGCUGGACAUCAACCCCAACACGCCUGUGGAAAUGGUCCAGAAAAUGUUUGUGUGCUCCUGCCAGUUUUUACCGGAGGACUACACUGAAAGGAUGGAGCGCAGAAGCUCAGGAAUGGUUCAAACUCAUUUCUUGAGAGACACUGCUAUACCAUCUGUCGGCAUCACUAAACGAGCAGACGUGGUAAGUGAUCGUUGUGUAUUUUGCUCAGCAAUCUCUCUGCUGUAACGUUACCUCCAUGUUGAGUAAC